AUGGCAGACCAAAUCAACACCACAGCCUCCCACGGCGGCAAGAAACACCAAGAACCAGUGCCCGACAUGUUCGACAACGCCGCAGGCGAAUCUGCUGUCGUCGACAUGGAGAAGCAAAAAGCCGCCGAAGGAAACGCGCAUUUCCACCGUCUAGGCUGGAAGAGACUCACAGUCGUUCUCAUUGUCGAGGCUAUUGCUCUUGGCUGUCUGUCUCUUCCUUCUGCUUUUGCUACUCUUGGUAUGGUUGCUGGUGUUAUUCUUACCGUCGGUCUUGGAUUCGUGGCUAUCUACACUUCGCAUGUUGUUGGUCAGGUCAAGCUUGCUUAUCCUGAGGUUUCUCACUAUGCGGAUGCUGGUAGACUCAUGUUUGGCAAGUUUGGAUACGAGCUUGUCGGUGUCAUGUUUUCUCUUCAACUCAUCUUCCUCGUCGGAUCACACUGCUUGACAGGAACAAUCGCCUUCCUCAACCUCACCGACAACGGAACAUGCUCUGUCGUCUUUGGUGUCGUCUCCGCUAUCAUCCUCCUCAUCGUCGCUAUCCCUCCUUCAUUCGCUGAAGUUGCUAUCCUCGGUUACAUCGACUUUGUCUCCAUCAUCCUCGCCGUCGGCAUCACCAUCAUCGCCACCGGUAUCCAAGCCAGCGAGUCCGUCGGCGGCAUGUCUUCCGUCAACUGGUCAGCUUGGCCCAAGGACGACCUCUCCUUCACCGACGCCUUCAUCGCCAUCACCAACAUUGUCUUUGCCUACUCCUUUGCUGUCUGCCAGUUCAGCUUCAUGGAUGAGAUGCACACCCCUCGCGACUACGUCAAGUCUAUCUGGGCUCUUGGUCUUAUUGAGAUUGGUAUCUACACCCUUACUGGUGCCCUCAUCUAUGCCUUUGUCGGUCAGGAUGUCAAGUCUCCUGCCCUUCUCUCCGCUGGUCCUCUUAUCUCCAAGAUUGCCUUUGGUGUUGCCCUUCCCGUCAUCUUCAUUUCCGGCUCCAUCAACACCACCGUCGUCGGACGUUACAUCCACGGUCGCAUGUUCAAGGACAGCAUCAUCCGCUACAUCAACACCAAGAUGGGAUGGAUCAGCUGGUUGGUCUUGGUCACCGUCAUCACGAUUGUCGCAUUCGUCAUCGCCGAGGCCAUUCCCUUCUUCAACGAUCUCCUCUCCAUCUCUUCGUCUCUGUUCAUCUCAGGCUUCACCUUUUACUUCCCUGCCAUCAUGUGGUUCAUGCUCAUCCGCAAGGGAUCAUGGUACUCCAAGGAGAACCUUCCUCUUGCCAUCGCCAACGGAGCCAUCUUCCUGAUCGGCAUGAUUGUCCUCGUCGGCGGAACCUACGCCUCCAUUGAUGACAUUAUCCUCAAGUUCCACCAUGGCGAAGUCCGAGGUGUCUUUACCUGCGAGCCCAUCGCCUAA
This is a messenger RNA of Fusarium coffeatum, 1401 nucleotides long. RefSeq lists its product as uncharacterized. Bases 1 to 1401 code for a protein of 466 amino acids. The record is from RefSeq and is a predicted model, not a curated record. The transcript is spliced from 2 exons. Gene Ontology annotation, molecular function: amino acid transmembrane transporter activity. Lineage: Eukaryota; Fungi; Ascomycota; Sordariomycetes; Hypocreales; Nectriaceae. Gene Ontology annotation, cellular component: vacuolar membrane. Gene Ontology annotation, biological process: amino acid transmembrane transport.